AUGAACACGCUCAAGAAGGCGGGCAACUGGCUGGCGCCCCCUGCUAACAAAUCCGAGGAUGGGCGUGAUCAGUGGCCGUCGCGGACGUCCUUCAUUCUUGCUGCAAUGGGAGGCUGCGCUGGAAUGGGAAACCUUCUGCGAUAUCCUUCUCAAGUAUACAACAACCAUGGCCUACAGUGGUUUGUGCCAUACUUGAUGGCGGUCUUCAUCAUUGCAAUACCAGUACUGGUCCUCGAAAUAGCCAUUGGACAGGCAUACCGUGGUGGCAGCGUCAUUGCUUACAACAAUGUCAACCAUCGACUAAGAGGUCUUGGUCUUGGCUUGCUGUUUGUCGCCUUCUUCGUCGGACACUAUUUCGUGGUGAAUUUGGCGUGGAUCAUGGACUAUUUCCGCAAUUCCUUCACAAGUCCGCUGCCCUGGACCGGCAGAGGCGAGGAGUUCUACUACCAAGACGUCGUUGCGAACGUUGACCCUAUCGUAGGAAGUCUCAGUGAAGACGGUAGCUCUGUGCUCUCCUAUACGUCAUAUCCAGGAAUAGGUCUGGUAGGAGAAACAGUCGGCUGGACAGCAUUUACUUGGUUUCUUGUCUGGCUCUGCAUUUUCAAGGGAGUUGGACUUACCGGUCGAGUCGUCUAUUUUACCUUGGGCCUCCCGAUCGUCAUCACGAUCAUCUUAGUCGGUCGUGCUUGCUCGCUAGAAAAUGCUGGUGAAGGAGUUGGAUUGGUUUGGGCAACCUGGCGCAGCAGUGAGCUUGCCCGUGGACAAAUCUGGCAGACUGCUUGUGGCCAAGUCUUCUUUUCUACUGGUGUGGGUUUCGGCUACUUCACCAGCUACGCCUCAUACAACCAGAAAUAUUCCAAUGCAGUGAUGGACUCUAUCCUGAUCGUUUGCAGCAACGUACUCUUCGAGAACUUUGCUGCCUUUGCUGUCUUCGGUGUUGUUGGUUACCUUCGACUGUUUCCUCAGGAUGGUGUUCGCCUCGGCAGUUUUACUGUUGGCUUCCUAACCCUACCGUUAGCUGUGACUGAGAUGCCAGGAGCGAACUUCUGGGCUUUCGCCCUCUUCUUUACCCUCAUGGUUCUCGGGUUCAGCUCAGCAUUCGCUCAACUUGACGCAAUAGUCACGAUGUGGAUGGAUUCAGGCACGAAGCUGUCACGACCGGUCGUUGUCACAAUCUUGGUAAUGAUCUCCUUCCUACUUUCGUUACCAUACUGCACCCAGUUCGGCUAUUAUCUCCUCGAAGGCAUCGACAGAUGGAUUAAUGACGUCGCCUUGAUAUUCGUGGUGUGGGCCGAAUGUGUAUGUUCUACCACGGUCUACAGGUGGAAGGACGUGACCAACCAGGUCGGUCUUUUGGCGUUCACGAUAUACAAUAUCGGAUACUUUGGAGGCAUGAUUUUCGGAGUGGCUGUCGCGCAUGCAGUUAGUCCGCCAGCCGGUGCCGGACUCGGAUUUGGCCUGUACGUCGCUGGUGCUGUGGCGUCAGUAACGUUAAGCCAAACACCCUCCUCUGGAGCUGCCAGAUUCUGGGCUCGGAACACAUACGCCAGUCGCUUCUGGUAUCUGGCCUUCUACUCCGGCAACCAACUUCGACGAGAUCUGAAUCUGAUUGUCGGAACUGGCAAGAACUGGACCAUACCAUCGUUCUGGCCUCUGCUCAUGCGCUACAUCAGCGCGCCAAUUCUGGCAAUCAUUUUCAGCUUUGCAUAUCCGAGCUUCUACCUGCUCCGUUACGACCCACUACAUAUUCUGGGUUUCACCUUGGCUCAUGUGUGUUUGCUAGUCAUUGGAUUGGGUGUUAUCUUACCUAGGUGGUUCGAUGUGUUCCUUCCACCGCAUCGACUGAAUGACGGGAAGGUAGAUACGAUACCGAAUGUCAAUCAGUCAGCCAUUGAUGCUGAGCAGAAAGCGCUGGAGGAGGGCGGUGAUACAACGGGUCCUGGGAAAGACGAGCCGAUUAAAUAA
Molecule: messenger RNA, 1965 nt
Organism: Lithohypha guttulata
Lineage: Eukaryota; Fungi; Ascomycota; Eurotiomycetes; Chaetothyriales; Trichomeriaceae
Exons: 3
Coding region: 1-1965 (654 amino acids)
Biological process (GO): sodium ion transmembrane transport
Cellular component (GO): plasma membrane
Source: RefSeq, a predicted model, not a curated record